GGGGUGGGGCAGGACCUGGAGCGCGCCUUGCGGGUACACGGCAACCUUUGCCCUUUGCUCGGGGCCGGGCCAGGCGGGCAGCAGCAAGCGGCAGAGCAGAGCGGAGCCGGACCCCGCCAUGGACGUCCCCCCGCUGGCCAGCAGGGUGGCGGCACUGUCCCUCGGUGCGCUGCCCCUGAGUUUGGCGCUCAGCCUGGUGUCCCAGCUGUCGCACCCCCUGGGGGUGGCGCUGAUGAGCCUGCUGGUCCUGGCUCUGCUCUCGCUGGCUGUGUACAGCCUGUCGCGCGGGGACGUCUACUACGACCCGCUCUACGCAGUCUUCGCGGUCCUGGCCUUCACCUCCAUGGUGGACCUCCUCAUCGCGCUGCAUGAGGACGGCUACCUGAGGGGCUUCAUGGAUUUCUACACGCGGGAGGGUGACCCGUACCUGCGCACGGCACACGGAGUGAGCAUCUGUUACUGGGACGGCUGCGCACACUACCUGCUUUACCUGGCCAUGGCAGGCGCCAUCCGCCGCAGGAGGAGCUACCGCAGCCUUGGGCUGUACUGGCUCGGCUCCUUCCUCACCAGCGUCCUGGUCUUCCUGGUGGGGAACGUGCUGGGCAAGUACAGUGCAGAGCUGCGCCCGUCCCUGCUGCUGGCAGCGCCCUGCCUCCUGCUGCCCUGCUGGGCUGGCCUGCGGCUGCUGCGGACACAGCCCACACCCCCGAGGUUGGACCCCCUCAAGGUGCUGGCUGAGCAGAGCAGAAGUCUCCCUCGGCGCCCCAUGGACCUGGGCUUGGUGGUCUGGUUGGUGCUGGCUGCUGGCUUCGCCCUCUUCCGGGGGCUGGUGGUUCUCGACUGCCCCACGGACGCCUGCUUUACCUACGUGUACCAGUACGAGCCGUACCUGCGGGACCCCGUGGCCUACCCCAAGGUGCAGAUGCUGGUGCAGCUGUUCUACGUGUUACCCUUCUUGUGCCUGGCCGCCUACGGCCUCUCCGUGCCUGGCUGCUCCUGGCUGCCCGACGGGGCCCUGCUGUGUGCCGGGGCCGUGGGCCAGGCGCAGUUCUCACACCUGGCGGCCUCCCUGCACCUGCGCACCCCGUUCACCUACCGCGCGCCGGAGGACACCUGGGCUACGGUGCUGCUGCUCAACCUGCUGUACGCGCUCGGCCCGCACCUGCUGGCGCUGCGCUGCCUGUGGGCGCCGCAUUUCUUCCUGCCCCGUCCCCGGCCCCACCAGAAGCGGUCCUGAGACCUCACUCCUGGCGCGCUGAGCAGC
Molecule: messenger RNA, 1264 nt
Organism: Erinaceus europaeus (western European hedgehog)
Lineage: Eukaryota; Metazoa; Chordata; Mammalia; Eulipotyphla; Erinaceidae
Gene: TM6SF2
Product: transmembrane 6 superfamily member 2
Exons: 10
Coding region: 119-1237 (372 amino acids)
Biological process (GO): regulation of lipid metabolic process; lipid homeostasis
Cellular component (GO): endoplasmic reticulum membrane; endoplasmic reticulum-Golgi intermediate compartment membrane
Source: RefSeq, a predicted model, not a curated record